Molecule: messenger RNA, 1640 nt
Organism: Rhipicephalus sanguineus (brown dog tick)
Lineage: Eukaryota; Metazoa; Arthropoda; Arachnida; Ixodida; Ixodidae
Product: guanylate cyclase soluble subunit beta-2-like
Exons: 9
Coding region: 63-1640 (525 amino acids)
Biological process (GO): response to oxygen levels; cGMP biosynthetic process
Cellular component (GO): guanylate cyclase complex, soluble
Molecular function (GO): heme binding; guanylate cyclase activity
Source: RefSeq, a predicted model, not a curated record
GGUUCAUCCACUGCGCCUUGGAAGACCUCGUGACAAAAAAGUUUGGAGCGGACACAUGGAAGAUGCUUCUGGAGAAGUCUGGAAUCACGAUGCACGGUGCCUCUUUCCUGAUGCACAAAGUGUACACGGACGACAUGACGCUCAAACUGGUGGCCGCAGCCUGCGAGGUGCUCGGCCUGGAUCUAGACACAUGUCUAGAAGCGUUCGGGGAACACUUCCUGUACUUCUGUCAGCAGCACGGCUACGAUCACAUCCUGCGUGUCCUAGGUUCCAACAUGGCCGACUUUCUGACGAACCUGGACAAUCUGCACGACCACCUGGCCUCCACCUAUCCAGGAAUGCGAGCUCCCUCGUUCCGUGUAACACCAGGUCCCAGCGGUCAAAUACUGCUACACUACUACAGUGGACAGGAAAGAGUUCGGAGACAGAGCUCACGUGACUAUGGAGGUGACCGAGCAGAAGAAGGAAGGCAAGAGCUGCCUGCUUCCAAGCAACGCAUCCGAGACGCUGAGCAACUGGCCAGAGGACCUGCCCAUAGGCGUGCGGACAAUGUGCACGGCAUUCCCGUUUCCACGUGUUGUUCGGGCCGUGACUUCGGCAUCAUGCAGGCCGGCAACGGAUUGCUACGGCUAGCCGGUCCCGUUGGAAGGAGAGUCGCGCUCAGGGAGGACGCCGCCUCAAGUUCGGACGACGUCUUCGAGAUCACGCGGCCCGUCAUUGAUUGCACCUUCGAGUCCAUACGCAGCUAUUGCAACCAGGUUUUCGUUGUGCAGACUAAAGAAGGCGUGCUCAAGCCUCGAGGGUCUGAUAACUCGGAGCACGACGGCGGAGACGGCUCGAGCCCUCCGGUUCUACGACUCAAGGGUCAGAUGGUGUCGGUGGAAGAGACGCACAGCAUCCUGUUCUUGUGUUCACCGCGCGUGAAGGACAUCGACGACAUGCAGCGAAUAGGGUUGUUCUUCAGCGAUCUUGCCAUUCACGACCCUGCCAGGGAGCUGUUCCUGCGCUCUCAUCACCAUCGCGGAGAGCGGGAGCUGAUCGAGAAGCUUGACGAGGCCACCAACAGACUGCGCAUGUUACAGUCCAAACUGGAUGAGGACAAGAAACGAACCGAGGAGCUACUUCAUUCUAUACUGCCAUCUAAAGUAGCCAAGCUCCUCUGCCAGAACCUGCCCGUGGAGGCCGAGAAGUUCGAGACGGUCUCGUGUCUCUUCUCAGACAUCGUGGGUUUCACAAACAUGUGCGGUAGCUGCGCGCCCAUGGAUAUCGUGCGGCUGCUCAACAAGCUGUACUUGCAGUUCGACAACCUCUCCAAUGUGCACGGAGUCUACAAAGUGGAGACCAUUGGGGACGCGUACGUGGUUGUGGCCGGGGUGCCGGACUUCGUGGAGGACCACGCUGACCGGCUUGUCGCGAUGGGGCUCGACAUGAUUACUGCCACGAAGAGCGUGCUCAACCCCGUCAGUGGAGAGCCAAUUCAAAUGCGAAUCGGCGUGCACACGGGUUACGCAACGGCUGGCGUGGUCGGAAAGACGAUGCCUCGCUACUGCCUGUUCGGCAACACCGUUACUCUGGCCAACAAGACCGAAAGCCUGUCCAAGCCUUCUAGGGUCAAUGUCACACAGGUGGCGCGGAGGUAA